GAGAAAAGGGGUAUUUGCUGUCUUUGCCAAAGCCACUCCAUAUGCUACAGGGACUCACAGAGACAAAGAGAAAGCAGUGCUUUCGUUGAUUAGCUAACAAGUCCAUUCCCUCUGUGACAAUGCGGCUGAUUGCUCUCCUGCUUUUGGGGCUCAUGGAGUUCUCUCUAGCUCAAGAUCCAUUCCAGUGGCUUUCUUCUUUACACAGCCGAGGUUAUGCUUCUUUACAAGCCGACAACACUGGCGGAGAGUGUCCCGAAGAGUGUGACUGUCCUCCAACCUUCCCAAUCGCCAUGUACUGCGACAACCGCAACAUUCAAAAGAUGCCCUACAUCCCAUCCCGAAUGAAGUACGUGUACCUGCAGCACAAUCAGAUCACCUCUGUCCCAGACAAUGCUUUUGGAAAUGCCACCAAUCUUGUAUGGGUUAUGCUUCAUGAGAAUCACAUCAACUCAGUGGGCAAGCAAGCGUUUGCUAAAUUGUCGAAUUUGAAUCGCUUGUACUUGAACAACAACAACCUGACCGAGGUGCCAUCCAACCUCCCACGGUCAUUGCGUGACCUUCGUCUCAACCACAAUAAAAUUGGUAAGUUGGCUCCCAAUGCUUUUGAGGGCAUGGAGAAUUUGACCAUACUUUUGCUCCAUCAAAACGGCCUUCAGGAUAUUGGCGUUGGGCUGAAAGGUCUUAAGUCUUUGACUCUGCUGGAUGUUAGCAAAAACCAGCUCAAGAAGGUUCCUGAGGGUCUUCCUGAGAUGCUCCACCAGCUUUAUCUAGACUCCAACUCCAUUGACGCAGUUCCAGCCAACUUCCUUAAUCAGUUCAGCAACCUGCAGUAUGUGCGCUUUUCCCACAAUGAGCUCACCAACAAAGGGAUCCCCCAAAACACAUUCAACAACAGCGGUUUGGUGGAGCUGGAUCUGUCUUUCAACAAACUGGAAAGCAUUCCAGUUGUUAGUACCAGUCUGCAGCAUCUCUACCUACAGGCCAAUCUGAUCAAAGAGUUUACGCUGGGCAGUUUCUGCAGUGUGGUGGAUGUGAUGAACUUCUCCAGGCUGAGAGUCUUGAGGCUGGAGGGAAAUGAGAUCGGCGCUGGAGACAUGCCUUCUGAAGCCGCUCUGUGUCUCCGCCUGGCCUCAGACAUCGCCGUGUAAUGCCACUUCCCGGCCAGCAGGGGGUGCUUUUGUGAAUUCCUCCAGCAUUAUCAUCUCAAAGUGCCAUCACUUUUUGCAUUGGUGUACAUUUUUAUUGUAGGGAAAUGUAUAGUGCCUUUGGGAUUUUUUUUAAGAAGAAUCUAAUAUCCUGUGGACUUUAGAGGGAAGUACAAAUACAGAAAUGGGGGGAAAAGGAAAUUGAGAGAUUUAGAUAGGAAAUGGAGAUCUUCUUUAAAAAGGUAUGUGCAGCCAAUUUGUUUU
Danio aesculapii is the source of this 1409-nucleotide messenger RNA. RefSeq names its product fibromodulin a (gene fmoda). The record is from RefSeq and is a predicted model, not a curated record. Bases 120 to 1148 code for a protein of 342 amino acids. The transcript has 3 exons. Gene Ontology annotation, molecular function: protein binding. Lineage: Eukaryota; Metazoa; Chordata; Actinopteri; Cypriniformes; Danionidae.